CAAACCCUCGUCUUCUCCUCCUUUAGAAGCCCUAGGACGCACCAGGCACUUCCUCCACUUCGUCCUCACAACCAUGGCGUUCGACAGCAGACCCGGUUCAGCUUCAAAACCACCGAGCAAAGUCCGAUGGGGCGAGCUGGAGGAGGACGACGGUGAAGACCUCGACUUCCUCCUUCCGCCGCGCCAGGUGAUCGGCCCCGAUGAGAACGGGAUUAAGAAGGUAAUCGAGUACAAGUUCAACGACGAUGGCAACAAGGUCAAGAUCACCACCACCACCCGCGUUCGCAAACUCGCCAAGGCCCGCCUCAGCAAGCGCGCCGUUGAGCGGCGGUCCUGGCCCAAGUUCGGCGACGCCGUCCACGAGGACGUCGGCGCGCGCCUCACCAUGGUCUCCACCGAGGAGAUCCUGCUCGAGCGUCCUCGCGCCCCAGGAACGAAAUCAGAAGAAUCCAAGGCAGCAGGAGACUCCCUGGCUCAGCUUGGAAAAGGAGGUGCUGUUCUCAUGGUGUGCAGGACUUGUGGCAAGAAAGGUGACCACUGGACAUCUAGAUGCCCUUACAAGGAUCUCGCUCCUCAGUCCGAAGCCUUCUCCGACAAACCCCUUGCAUCAGAGACUGCGGCUGCAGCUUCUGGCGGCACCACCACCAAGGGAGCUUAUGUUCCCCCAAGCUUGAGGGCGGGAGCAGAAAGGCCCGCUGGGUCAGAGAUGAGGCGCAGAAAUGAAGAGAACUCAGUUCGUGUCACCAACCUAUCCGAAGACACCCGUGAGCCGGAUUUGCACGAGCUGUUCCGCACGUUUGGUCCGGUGAGUCGCGUCUAUGUUGCCAUAGAUCAAAAAACUGGAAUGAGCAGGGGUUUUGGGUUUGUUAAUUUUGUUAACAAGGAAGAUGCUGAGAGGGCGAUUGCGAAGCUUAAUGGGUACGGGUAUGAUAAUCUCAUUCUUCGUGUUGAGUGGGCCACACCCAGAGUAAACUAGAACACAAGUUUUCCAUGUGCUGCUGGUAGGGCGACUUUCGCCCUCUAUUUUGGUUUGUAUUUAUUUGAUGUUUGGUCUGAAAAUAAUAGCUUGUGCUUAUUGUAAUUUGUAGUAUUGAUGUUAGUAUUGGUUUUAAGCUUAUUGUGACGAUAAUGCUUGAAACUGGACUGCUGGAGACUAUUUUUCAGCUGUUGGAAGAUUUUGUAAAUUGUACUUUGGUUCCAAUGUUUUUUUUUUUUGAGGUGGGGACUCGAGAGUAAUAUCUCAUGCCUGUAGUAUUGUCAUUGGUAGUUUAGAAAGAGGCUUGUGAUAAAUGCUUGAAGCUGGAGCUAUGUUUGCUUUCCA
Molecule: messenger RNA, 1321 nt
Organism: Rhododendron vialii
Lineage: Eukaryota; Viridiplantae; Streptophyta; Magnoliopsida; Ericales; Ericaceae
Exons: 2
Coding region: 74-976 (300 amino acids)
Cellular component (GO): eukaryotic translation initiation factor 3 complex; cytoplasm
Molecular function (GO): RNA binding; translation initiation factor activity
Source: RefSeq, a predicted model, not a curated record